This is a messenger RNA of Hydra vulgaris (swiftwater hydra), 1706 nucleotides long. Lineage: Eukaryota; Metazoa; Cnidaria; Hydrozoa; Anthoathecata; Hydridae. The record is from RefSeq and is a predicted model, not a curated record.
AUAGCUAUCUGAAUGUCUAUUUCAGUAUUCCAAAUGUUAUUAGAAUAAACAGAAAAAGGCAAUCAGUUAGCAAAUAAUUCUUAGUAAGAUAGUAUAAGCUGCCAAACAUAAAGUGACGAAUAAUUCAACUAUUUGGUGCAAUCAUUUGUCUAGAAUUUAAUAAACUUUUUAGUAAGAUUUUAAGUUCCGUGUAAUGUUUUGGGUUAACCAAGAUGGCGGCCGUUUUAAAAACUGGCUUCAAAAAAGUCACGUGACACCGUCUCCUGUUUAUUAAACCUCCUUGGAAAAAUGUAAUGGAAUGCAAUUAUUUCUGCGAAAAGUGUAUCUGUCGUUUUGGAUGAUAAUGUAUAUAUUGAUAAAAAUAACUUUUUGCACCAAUCUUUGAGACAAACAAAUCAUAUUCAUAAUUACAUAUAUUUCUGAAAAAUUUGUUUCAAAGAUAUUUAACACAAAUUUCCUUAAUUAUAUACAAAUUUAUCAUGAUUUUUUAAAAAGAAAGUGGCAGCUUAAAGAAUUAAUUUAAUUGAUAAUUUGCUAUGGUGUGCCUGCCAAAGAAUUCUUCGAGCAAUUCAUUUUUCUUAGCCUAUCUUUGUUAAAUUUAGCUUGUAAAGUUGUGCUUUAGUUUUCAAAGAUGCAGAAAAAAUAAAUGUUAUCUGAUAUAUUGCAAACCAGUAUUUGACUAAUAUAUGUGUGAGUGACUAAUAUAAGUAGGUGACUAAUUCCUUGUUUAACCUUAAAGUUAUGUUUUUUUGAUCAUGGUUAGUAUAUCAUAAAAUGCCUUAAAGAUAUUAAAUGAAAACAAAACGCCUAUGUAAGCUAAAUUAGUCGUUGUAAAAAUGGUUGGAAAUUAACAACUUGAAAAUGUUGAUUGGCUUAAACAUGAUGAUAAAAAUAUAUAAAAAUGAUGACAUAUCCAUAUCAUCUUUAUAUCGUUAUUUUAAAAUGGCAUAUUGACAAAUAUGUAAAAGUUUUGGUUUAUUACCAGUUCAAAGAAGCUGAACUGUCAACAAAAGAUAUCAGCCGCUAUUAUGGAAAUUGUUUUUUAAGUCAACAAAUUAAUGCUUUAGCUGUUUUAAAUUAAACUAAUAAAGAAUCUUUAAAUAAAAUAGUAAAAAAAACUUAUAUCAAUAAAGUAAAAUCAAUGGAAUGCUGAUAUACCGUAUUUAUUUCAUUUAAAUGGACCAGAGAAUCUUUUAUUAUAUAAGUUAAAGAAAAAACAGAACAUGAAAAAACAGAGUUACAAAACCGAAAAAAAAACAGAUUUUUAAAAAACUUUCUCUUUACCAAAUCAAUGCAAUGAAAUUUCUUAUCCGCAAUCCUUUUAAGUUUUUUUACUACAUGAUAGUACUAAUAUGUGUUAAUGGACAAAAAAAAUCUAAGAACAUACAGCAAAAUUCAAGAGAAAACGUACAAGAUGCAAAAAAUGUUAUUGUUGAUAAAAAACCACUUGAUAUUGCCACUAUAAUUGAUGAACCAUUUGAACCGGCAAAAACCAUUGAGGAGAUCAACAUUGCACAUGGAAGAUUCAGUGAUGUUAAAUUUCCACCUGGAAACAGGCGAAGUCAUUCAAAGUUUGUAACUUUAUGGAAAGAUAAAAAUGGCAGGCCAAGAAUUCCAUAUGUUAUAAACAUUGGACCUGAUACUACUAAAACAAUGCAUCGAAUUAAAGCUGUUUGAGUUUAUGCAAUGCAUUAGUCGAAGAUUAU